Molecule: messenger RNA, 2261 nt
Organism: Spea bombifrons (plains spadefoot toad)
Lineage: Eukaryota; Metazoa; Chordata; Amphibia; Anura; Pelobatidae
Product: urokinase plasminogen activator surface receptor-like
Exons: 7
Coding region: 105-1067 (320 amino acids)
Source: RefSeq, a predicted model, not a curated record
GCAUGGAGGGGAGGGGAGAGGAGAAAGGCAGGUGUCUGAAGAAGGUGCGAGCAGGAGAGAAGAGGUAGAAGGCAAGACAAAAAGUUGAAAAAAAGGGAAAGAAAAUGUUUUUGUGGCUUAUUCUGCUUUCCCUCUGUGUCUGCUUACGGCAAGGUCUCUCGCUGACUUGCUACCAAUGCUCCGGGCUGCCAUAUAAUUGUAUAGAGAAUGAACAAAGGUGUUUCUUCAACCAGACCUUCUGUAUGUCACAAGGCAUCACUGUCAUAGAGAACGGAAAUGUGGUGGAAAAGACAUACAAAGGAUGCUCCCAAGGUCUUCUGUGCAACGAGACAAUGUAUAUGAACCAAGGAAACAGGAAAACGUACAUCAGCUCGCAGUGCUGCACCUCAGACUACUGCAACACCGGCACGUAUUACGCUCGAGUCCCAGUGGCUGCUUUGGAUUGUUUGACCUGCGUGGGGGACAACUCGUCUUGCGCACUGCAAAACCUGACGUCCAUUAAGUGUACCGGGGUACAGGAUCGGUGCAUGACAAUCACUACUGUAUACGUCAAAGAAACAAGCUCAAAUUCGGUGAUUAAAGGCUGUGGAACGGGUAACCUUUGCGAUCGGAAGCUGGAAUAUAACACCGGGAAUGGCCUGCUGUACACGGGCGUAUCGUGCUGCGGAAAAAAUAACUGUAACAACAGGACGCAAACAGUCUCAGUAGAUCCGAAGCCCAAUGGCCUUGAGUGCUACGCGUGCAAUGAGACAGGCAAAGGCGAGUGCCGGACCAAUAUCACCACAGUGAAGUGUACUGGAGACAUGAUGAUGUGCAUGGACGUCACAGGAUUUCCACGGGCAAACACACUAAUGCGUGGAUGCUGUUCUAAGGACGUGUGUCUUGGUCUAUCAGCAUCUUUAGCGAUCCAAGCCAGUCAGAAGCUCUUCUGUUGCUCAGGAAAUCUUUGCAAUAACGGCGAUAUUGCGUCGUAUUUCAGAUCCAGCUCAACCACGGCACUGAACAAUGUAUAUUUACUGGGAAUGGCUUUGCUCUGUGUGACGAGAGGUCUCAGGGUACUCCUGUGAAGAUGCACACCAUCAGCGUCGGAACACACCGUGCGGGAACGUUCUACACCACAUCUAAAUCAGAAUAUUGUAUCCAUUCUAACACAUAAUAGACUGUGAAGGUCACCAAUAUAACGGCUAUUCCUAGAGGAACUCAACAAUUGCAUGAAGAUUAACUUUUACCCCAAAGGUUCUUGUUUAGGAGCGCCAGUCCAUUUUUUGGACCUGAUCUAGACGUACAAGGUGAAGGAAUCUGCAGUACUGCUGAAAACAUGGUCCAUUGAACAAAAACGUUAAGCCUGGACAGCAAUCUGAACCAAGAUAUGACAGCUAAAAUCACAGACCAUAUACACCGGCAAGAGUAAAUCCACAACAAGCAGCAAUCGUUGGCAUUCGGAUGUCGCUUCAAGUUAUCUCCAAACCCAUAGGUGUGAAGCGAGGCUGCUGCAUACAGUGAUAUCAUUUGUUGAAUGUUAUUUUUUUUUCGUUGAUUUUAAAAUGUUGCAAUAAACUUUUUGGAACUUCUUAUGUAAUGUGAUGAAGGCUACACAGAGAUACAUUGCCUUGGUAGAGGGAAUGGAAUUUCCUUUAUUUAAUUGUUUCGGAAUGUUUUCUCCACCCAAGUUUGAGUCCGUCCUAACCAUCUCCACCAUGCCAGACCUCAUUCCACUACAUGUCCUGCCUAUGCCGCCAGUGUAUUAUAACGAGGGACAUGCUACAUGUUUUGAUCAAUUACUAAGCCACUUGGGAAAGAAUGUGUAAAGCUGUAAAUAUUGAAAUAAAAAUGCAGACAUAUUUUAAAUAGCCAUAUGAAGAGCUUUAGGGGAAACCUUUUCCCCGCUAGGAGCAAAUACCAAGAGGCCGCUUAUUACUAUUAGAAGAACAGUAUGUUCUUCACCGUAAGGGCAGUAAAGCUCCGGAAUUCACUGACUAUGGAGGAGGGGGGAGGCAUUUAAGAAUAAACUGGGUUGCUACUUUGGUAAAAGGUAUUCAUCAUCACAUAUCGUAAUUUAAAAUGUGCCGAUCCAGGGGCUUUUCCAACUUUUCCAAGUACUUAAAAUGUUUUUUUUUUCCCACGGGAUAAAUUUUUCAUUUAUUAUGAUGUAUUUGGAUGCAAUGUAAUGUUAGUAAAGUGCAAACUCAGAUCUCUACUGUAUAGUAAUAUUAUUUUUAAUUAACAAACUGUCAUUGAAAAUAAAAAGACUCUUCCAAAGG